AUGGCGAUCUACACGGAAGUGAAUCUUUUGCAACGUAUCACCGACAUCUCCAAGAAUGACACCGGAAGUUGGUUCGCCUAUGAAGAUGCGAUCGAUGACUGGUGUGAUAUCACUGAGUUGGAGAAUGACAAGAGAGGACCAGCGUUACGAAACCGUCACGAAGGUGAAGCUGCGAUUCACAAGAGGCUUCUUGACAGAGAUCGCCUGAAGGACCCGAACCACGGAGUGAACUACUUGAAGAGUUUCCUGUCGCCGCUCUUCGUGAAGGGCGCAGCCAAUGUGUUUCUCUACCGCUUCCAGCAGUUCAUGAACCUACAUCGCGGUAAUGGUGAUAUGCUUCGUUGGAUUACCAG
This is a messenger RNA of Symbiodinium sp. CCMP2456, 353 nucleotides long. NCBI's taxonomy places the organism in Eukaryota, Dinophyceae, Suessiales, Symbiodiniaceae. The record is from the annotation of a GenBank genome assembly.